AUGAGGAGGACAACAGAAGACUGGGGCCUGUUCUCAACUUUGGAGGACCUGGACUUUGAGGACGACCUUGCGCUAAUGUCUCGCACACACCAGCAAACCUACGGACAGCAGGUGGGGCUACGUAUCAGUACGAAGAAGACGGAGACAAUGACACUUAAUGUGGAAUUGCCUGCUCCUGCUAAGGUUAAUGGUGAAGAACUAUGCCAGACAGACAACUUUAUUUACCUGGGUAGCAUCAUUAAACCAGAGGGCGGCACAAAGGAGGAUAUCCACAGCAGACUGGACAAGGCCAGGGGAGUAUUUAGAGAAAUGAACAACAUCUGGAGGUCUGCACAGUACAGCACUAGCACCAAGCUGAAGCUUUACCAGAGCUGUGUUGUAUCAACUCUCCUAUACGAAUCGGAAUGCUGGCGAAUAACAGAGACAGAUCUUACCAAGUUACAACCCUUCCACACCAUAUGCCUCCGCCGAAUACUUAGGAUAUUCUGGUCCAAGAAGGUUACUAAUGAAGACCUGCUGAGCAGGUGCAAAAAAGGGGACAUGAGUACCAUAAUUACCAAACGCCGAUGGAGAUGGAUAGGACAUGUUCUAAGAAAGGGCCCCCAGUCAACAACAAGAACAGCACUGCACUGCACACCAGAGGGAAAAAGAAAGAGAGAGAGGCAAAAGACAUAA
Molecule: messenger RNA, 675 nt
Organism: Saccostrea echinata
Lineage: Eukaryota; Metazoa; Mollusca; Bivalvia; Ostreida; Ostreidae
Exons: 1
Coding region: 1-675 (224 amino acids)
Source: RefSeq, a predicted model, not a curated record